This is a messenger RNA of Liolophura sinensis, 3857 nucleotides long. RefSeq names its product vezatin-like. The coding region runs from base 103 to 2373 and encodes 756 amino acids. The record is from RefSeq and is a predicted model, not a curated record. The transcript has a single exon. Gene Ontology annotation, molecular function: myosin binding. Gene Ontology annotation, biological process: cell-cell adhesion. NCBI's taxonomy places the organism in Eukaryota, Metazoa, Mollusca, Polyplacophora, Chitonida, Chitonidae. Gene Ontology annotation, cellular component: plasma membrane.
AUUGUGUGCAUUGACCUUAAGGCACCAGAGAAUGUGUUUUUAGUUUGUUUUUUUCUUAAUUUUGAUAGAAUUUUUUUUGCAAAAAUUAACAUUGUGUUCAUCAUGAGUCAGGAUUCUGAUGAAGAUGUUAUCUUUGAGAACUCUGCAUUACAUCAACAUCUGAAGUCUGCUGGUGUAGAGGAUGUCAAGACUGAGACUUAUCAAACUCAACAGCUGAGGGAAAAUGAAGCUCUAACUGAAGCUUUUGGCAAAAACUGUUCAAAAAUUGAUAAGAAUUGGAAAAUGCUCAUAUCAGACUGGUUUGGCUUUCUUCAUUUGAAAACCACAUUGAGACAUUUGGAGACUGUUGCAAGGAGCAAAAUUUAUUAUGAGUUGAGACAAGGCACUACUCUUGAACCAGAUGAUGCAAGUUUUCUAGAGGAGUUCCUUGGACCAUGUUUUGAAACCCAAAGUGAUGCUUGCAGAAAAGUUGCAGGGCUCUUAGGAUUUGCAGUGGUAAUUGUUGCGGUUCUCUGCCAACGAAUAAUGACAACAAACUUAACUCUUAAACAUGUCUUUUACUCUGAUCCAUUGGUUGUCAUGGCAACAUGUUGUCUUAUGCUGUUGAUUGGUUGUUAUCUGUUUCUGUUUAUCAAACAGAAAAGGCUUGAAGAGCAAAUAACAGUGUUUGUAGAAUUUUUGAAAACUUUGGAACAGUUUCAGUUGCUUUUGAAAAAGUCCAUUCGACUCAUUCAGGAGUCCGAGCUAGUGGCCCGUGGUUUUACUCUGAUUGCUAACACAGGACCUUUACAUGGAAUGGAGCAAAGGUCUGGACGAAGUGCGGCUCGUCAGUGCCCAGAGCUGCGACAUAGUGUCUUCCAUGCCUCGCGGGAUAGCAUGAUGUACAUCAGAAAUGCUACACGUCGUCUUCUUCAAACGUUGUACCCUCUCUACCCAGAGUCAGGAACCUCUCACUACCUGGCCUUUAUGGAUCUUGAAGACUUUGGACCCUGUGUACAUGUGACAGGAAACUCAGAGGAGUCUAGAGCACAACUGCUGGAAGCUACAGAUAGUUUUUCUGUUGCAGCUUUAAAAGGAAUGAGUAACUUGUGGAUUUUACAACAGUCAGAGUUUAUUCGUUGUUUGGCCAUUUGUUUUCAGUCUUUGUCUCAGUGGCCAGCCACCAAGGCUCAAUCACUAUCUAUUCAUAGGCUACUUCAUGAAGUUAUGAAGACACCAGUCUCUAUGUUAGAAGACAGUUUAACUACGUUGCAACGAUGCUAUGACUUUCACUAUGCCAGUACAGUUGUAGACAACACAUCUGAACCUGUUCCAGAUAGGGCUGGAAACUCUCAACUGAAGGGAUUGUAUGUAGCCAUUCAUAGCCUUGACCUUCACCUUCAGUCCGCUCUGAAAAUAUCACAGUCUUUGGCCUCAGACAUACAGAAACAAAUAGACAACUCUGAUGCAGAACCUUCUGAUGAACCCAAUAAUGAAUGGAUGCAAAAGUUGCUUAGAAUCAAGACAGAGUUGGCAGCUUGCCAUGACUGCAUGUCUGAAGGUCAAAGUCAAGGUGACAGGUUAUUCAGAAGACAGCCAGAGAGUGCUGAAGGUGAAACGCAUGGAAAGGUGUCCUUAUCUAUGAAAAAGCAACCAGCUACGAAAGCGACUGUGCAAAUCCUGGGUGAGCCAGUCAUUGAGGAUGAAGUAUUUGAGACGUAUGUCGAUGAUGAAGCUGAGGACAUGCAGGCAUCUGCAUGGGAUGAGUUCCUAAGCCCGGAAGAGAAGGCCAAGAAGAAAAAGGAGAAGGAAGAAGCUGUCCGACUUCUGUCUGAACUAAGGACAGUGAUCUCAGGUCUGGCUGAAGAACGGAAGAAAAAAGAGGAAAGAAUUUUACUUGCCAAAUAUGGCUUUGUUCAGAGUGAGUGUCAUUCAGGAGAUAAUGUGCAGUCAGUCAGUUUGGAGUCCAGAGUUGAUGUCCAGAGUACGCCAGGAACAGUUAGUGCAGGUGUUAACAUCCAAAGUGAUAAUGUGAAGGAGGAAUCAUUGAUGAAUUCUGGUCAGAACUUGCCCAAAGUGACAAUUAAGCCGGCAGCUGAAGAAGAUGAGUUGUCUCCCCUCAGUGUCAAACCGCCAGCUCUUCUCCAGGAUUUACCUGUUUCAUCAGGAAGCACAGAGACAUUUGUUGAUGCUGGUGAACAAGCUAGUGUGUCAAGUCGACUAGAACGUCUCGCAGGUCCUAAUUUGUCCUUCACAGCUUCUUUGGCUGCCCAAGCUGUUGCCAAGUAUCGCCUUCUCGGUUUAGAAUCUCAAACAUUUGGUGAUGAUAAUGACAUUUACGGAGACUCUGAAAAUGAUAGUGAUUCUUUUGAAGACUCAAAGACCUCGAAAUGAAAUUACAAAAUACCGUUUUGCACCCGAUUUUUAUCCCUCGCUCACAAGUUUGUCCUGUGCCUGAUCCACAGGUUGUUUAUAGUGAUUAUUCUAAAAAAGCAAAUGCAGGGUGACAUGAAACGAGGUGACAUUCUGGGACUUGUUUUCUCAAAUUUUCUUUCUCGAAGAAACGAACUCAUUCUUAUGAAGUAAUCUUAGCAUUAGCAGACAUACUUUACCACCUGUGCAGCUGCUGGUAUAUCCCAGUUUCUAGUACUGCCUAUUUAAUGGUUAACCUGAAUAGCCUUUGCUGUAUUACAUGCAAUACCAUGCUGAAAAUCUCCCUGAAGUCUGUCUUUAAGUACACAAACUACUCCCCUGGUCAGUGCAGUUCCUCUUUUUCCUUGUCCAGUGCAGAUGACUACAACAGUCAGGGCUGUUGUUGGCCAGAUGCUGUGGUCUAGGUGUUAAAAGUGCUUGUCUUUCCAUCACUAGGACUAGGAUGGGGUGCAGGUUAAAACCUAGACUGAUAACAUGUGGAGCCUAUAUAGUCAUUCUUUACUCGAUACUCACUGAUAUAGCUUUCUUGUCUGUUAUAAGCCAACUAGGGGAAUUCCCCAUGACAUGUUGUGUCAGCCAUUGAAUUGCAGCUACACAUUAGCUGUCACAUAAGGAAUGUUUGGCAAGACUGUGGCAGUUAUGUCCCAGAUGAAAUUUGCCUUCACAUUCACCAUUAAGCUGGAAACCCACUGGUACUUUAUCCACCAGCUGAUUGAUAAGGGUAUCAUACAACAAUAAAAUUGCUGAACAUUUCAGACGAACUGGUUGAUGGACUGCUGUUGCUGUUGUCUUGACUUCAAGUCGGUCAGCAGUGCCAAAAGCACAGUGACUUUCCACGGCCAGUUCGCACACAUAAAAGCCUAUUUUUUUUUCAAAUCUGUUGUAGUCCAGCUCUCACAUGGAGUCAGUCGUGUUGUUAGAACUUUCAAUCAGAUGCAGUUGUCUGGAUUUUCCUGUUUCCCGGGCAUUUCAGCCAUUUGAUUGUCUCUCUAAUAAAGCCAAUCAUAAAGGGUCAUAACAUGGAGAGUGCUAUAUUUAUCGGUGGGUGAUUGAGUAAAGAAUGACGAAAUGGGCCACUGAUAUUAUGCAGGGUUCACACAGAUCAGGGAAAAUCUGGAAUAUCAGGGAAAACAGAACUGCCUGUUCCAGACACAGGAAUGUCAGGGAAUUUAAGAUUUUAAUGGUUUUAUCCUGGAAUAUCUGCUGCUGUCUGCUGUAGCAAUUUUCAAAAGUCAGACAGCUCUAAUUUCCUUGAUGUUUGCGGUUAUAAAAUAGAAAAUACAAAUGUACCAGCACACAACAUUUGUUCUGUGUUUUUAAUGAAGUGGUUUCAAGUGCAGUUAAAACCAGACCUUGAUUAGGGAAUUUGUAGAUUCCCCAACUUCCACCGCUUGUUUUGUCUAGGUGUACAUUUGUGAAUUGUUAACUUUGUUGAAGACCACUCG